Pteropus alecto (black flying fox) is the source of this 1842-nucleotide messenger RNA. It is a transcript of the gene MAB21L3, whose product is annotated as mab-21 like 3. NCBI's taxonomy places the organism in Eukaryota, Metazoa, Chordata, Mammalia, Chiroptera, Pteropodidae. The coding region runs from base 732 to 1835 and encodes 367 amino acids. The record is from RefSeq and is a predicted model, not a curated record. The transcript is spliced from 8 exons.
CCUUUCCCUGCCCCCAUAGAGAGGCAGUCUACCCUAUGAAGGUAUUCUUGAGAGGAAUUUCUGGCAUAACCAUCAAUGUUAUAACAUUCAGUCCUCUUAAAAUAACUCAUCGAUGGAAAUAACAUGUAAAGAGCUUGGAAAUGCUGUUGAUUUGAUUCCAGGCACUUAAGAGAUCAGCACAUUUAGAAAAAAAAUCAUUAGGUGUCGGAUCAAUGUCUAGAUUUUUCUGUUUGCCAGAGAGCUGAGAAGCUGGCUUUCCUACUUGGACUAAAAUACAGGUCACCUUUGAUUUGUCAGAGGAAUGCUUGGUCAGAGGAAUGAAUGAAAUGACUGAAUGGAAUGCCUGAGGGGAAAGGUGGACAGUUACACCAGUUGAAUUUAUUUCUCCAUCCUGUCACAUCCCAGAAGAAGCUCCUUAUUCACUGGCUCCUCACUUGGCCCUGUUUAUCAUUUUCCCUGCUCACAUCUGGCAAACGUCGCUGGCCCCAACGCGAGAGAGGAAUUCCAGUUUCAUCAUUGUGAUCAGCUGUGGUUCUGGAACAAUCGAGAUGACAGAUGGGGACCCACAAUUUGGAAAUAAGAGCUUAAGAGGAGCAUUGAGAAGACCCGUCUCUGGUCCCCGUGCAUAUUCCCAGGGGACUUGAGCACUCGGAGACUGGGAUUCCUGGGAGAGCCACCACAGCGUUGUCUUUUGCUGAGAAAUAAACCAAGACGCUGCUGUCCCACUUAGGAUGGAACAAGAAGCCACGAAGUCCCUGAUGACAGAAAACGUGGAAGAUUGCCUGCUGGACAAGGUGUACCUGAGGCGCCAGCGGGUUUCUAAGACCGUGCAGGAGCUGCAGAAAGUCAUCUACCGUCUGACCACAGACGUCAGCAACCAAGACGUACGGUUUCAAGCUGUCCCUUACUCUUUGGCAUACGAUGGGAACUUGAAGGUUUUGGCUCCCAGCCAGUUCCUUGUCACAGUCCCAGUGCGAGGCCUGGGCGGGUACCGGGAGCCCAGGGAGCAUCGCUGGCGGUACUAUACCCUGCAAGGCACCAGGCUCCCCUGCCCGCUGCGGGACCCAGAGGGCCUGCAGCAGUGGCUGGCCGUGCGGCAGUUCAUGAAGAGCCUGUGGCAGUGGCACGAGGCAGACGUGAACAUCGAGGGGGACAUCGUGCCCGCCAAGGUCCUCCAGGUGUUCCGGAAACUGGUAGAAAAUGCAAUCGAAACCUGUCACCUGUCAGGAAAGGUCAGCGUGCUCACAAACAGCACUGCAGUUCGGGUUGCCGUGGAAACAUCCGAAGGUCAGGUGGAGCUAGAGCUGGCCCCCGCAGUGGAGAUCCCCAACGCCUGGUCCAAGAGAGCCCGGUGGCCUCGGUGUCUGACGCGCUGGCCCUCCCCGGAGAGAGUGGAGUGCAUCAAGUCAUUCGGAUUUGCCCUGUUGGCCCGUUCGAAUUAUCACUGGCAGCUGAGCUUCCUGCAGGCUGAGCAGGUGCUGUUGGAACAGCUGGACGAGGAUGGGGGCUGCCGCAGGAAGUGUUUCCAGGCCAUGCGGCAGAUGAAGGAGGACGUCUGGUGCCCGGGGAAGAGGCCUGUGAUCUCGUCCCACCAUCUGCAGAUGGUGCUCUUUUGGACCUGUGAGAAGUACCCGCACUCUAAGGACUGGCAGGUCUUCAGCAAAGGGUUCCUGCGCCUGGUGAGGAAACUGCACAAGUGCGCGAGCCAGCGCUUUCUGAAGCACUUCUUCGUGCCCAAGAGCAACCUCCUGCAGUGUGCCAGCUCGGGCGAGCUGGACGCUCUGGCCCAGAAGCUGGCCUGCUUCCUGAAGGACCCCCAGAUAGGCCUGCCCUGAGGAUGUG